Molecule: messenger RNA, 474 nt
Organism: Vicia villosa (hairy vetch)
Lineage: Eukaryota; Viridiplantae; Streptophyta; Magnoliopsida; Fabales; Fabaceae
Product: large ribosomal subunit protein eL31
Exons: 1
Biological process (GO): cytoplasmic translation
Cellular component (GO): cytosolic large ribosomal subunit; ribosome
Molecular function (GO): structural constituent of ribosome
Source: RefSeq, a predicted model, not a curated record
ACCACCACAGUGGUUACCAGAGAGUACACCAUCAACCUCCAUAAACGCCUCCAUGGAUGCACAUUUAAGAAGAAGGCUCCUAAAGCCAUCAAGGAGAUUAGGAAGUUUGCCCAAAAAGCAAUGGGAACCAACGACGUUCGUGUUGACGUCAAGUUGAACAAGGCUAUAUGGAGCCAGGGUAUUAGAAGUGUCCCAAGAAGAAUCAGGGUACGCAUUGCUCGCAAGAGAAACGAUGAUGAGGAUGCUAAGGAAGAGCUCUAUUCUCUUGUUACUGUUGUCGAAAUCCCCAAGGAGGAGCUUAAAGGUUUGGGCACUAAGGUUAUUGAUGAUGAAGAUUAAUGUGUUUUAUUUUUGUUAAAGCAAUUUUUGAGUUUAAUUUUGUUCAGACAUCGAGGAUAUGUUGUAUGCCAACAUUAAUUUUCAUUCUCUGUUUUAAUUGUGUUUUGUUUGCCGUUCUUAGAAAGAUUAAACAUC